AAAUUAUUAUGGGCCAGGCCAGGCCAGUCGCCAUGUAGGAUUUUUUGGUGUGGGUGUUUUGUCUUGGUUUGUCAAAUGCUUCAAUGAUUAUUAUUUUCAAGUGGACGUAAAAAAUUGUUCAAAACCUCUUUCAUAUACUUAAUCUGUGUUGUUUUAUCAAACUGGUAAUUACAUUUCUUUGUGAUUGUGAACUAUAUAUGUGCAGUGAAGACAGAUAAUAAAUAGGUGGGGGGUUGCUAAAAUACUACAAUACUAUAGUCACAACGUUUUACAACUGGAGAGGUGUCGUUCGGACGCUCAUAAAAUUCCUCAUCUCUGUGCUAGCAAUUCGGACAUCCAUUUUGUUUUAUUAUGAGGUUUGGUUGUUUACACUGUGCGUCGUGCUCUCGACAAUGGAAAGUGGUGGUGAUGUAAUGUACGGGCGGUGGUAGCCGCGCGGUGAUGCAGCGGCAGGCGGGCGGUGCGUCCUCGGCGCAGAGCCCGCGAGCCGUGUACCGCACGCACGCGUCGCACAUAUACGACAUUGAUGAUCAGAUACCAGCGUCUGUUAUCAGUAGUGUGGGUACAGUGAGCCUGUCACAAUCGACAACAAACCCAACGUCGAACACAACCAUGGCCAGUCGCGGGAAUACGAUCUCUAAUAACAACACACCCCAAACACAAGCACCAGUACGGAACCUUCCCAAGAAGCGUAAAUUUGAUCCGUCUGAACUCGAGGAGAUAGAACGUAAUUGCGUCAACAGUAUCGCUGAGAGGAACAGCCUGAAUAUACCCACAGCUGUCACGAAUUCAAUGGAUUACACGUCAAGCUAUCAGCCAAUAGCUCAGCCAUCCGUAGUACCGAGGUCUUCCCCCCACGAUACGAAACAAUACAUCCAAUACCCUAACAUAGAUCUAUCUGAGUGGCGUGAUCACCGAGUGCUGGCUAAACAUCGCGGGUUAUACCUCCCAGGGGUGAUAAGGCAGGCUGACGGCUGUAAGGUCACAGUGGAAUUGGAUGGACAGGAUAUUGAACCGAUAGAGUACAGUGAUUUGUUCGGUGUCAAUAGAUAUGACGUCAUAAGUGACGCGAGUCCUCAGCUCAGUCAUUUACCGGUGGGGUCCGCCUGCGUGUUCAAGACCACAGACCCCGCCAGAGAUGGAGGGCACAACGUGUUCGUCGAGGGUCAAGUCUUCGAAGUUAAUAAUUCUCCUAUCAGGAUUCGUGUUAAGGUUAUAGAGGGCGACACUUGUAAGGAGGUGGUAGAGGUGAAGCGUGCUGAUAUCCGUCUCCGUCAACCGCCUUGGGCCGACGAGCUGGAGGACGCCGGGUCACACGCACCCGCUGUCCCUCAUAUGAGACAGCAGUGCGUCUCUGUUCCGUACUCUAUGGGUGAUCACUUCGCGACGUCGUCUCCUAUGCCGGGCGCGUCUCACGUGUCUGUGGGGGCGCUGUCUGCUGGGUCGCGUCCCUUCGACGACUACGGCAGCGACGACGACCUGCCUAGCGAGAACAUUAUGUUCCCCACUGACGCCUCGCAUAUGGAUUGUAAUAACAGUAAGAGGAGCAGUCUACAGAGCAGAGGCAGCACAUCCAGUCUGGUCGAGGGUAGCCUGACGCCUCGCUCCCAGCCACCUACACCUAGUUCAUUUUGUAGAUCUCAAGCCGCCACACCUCAUAAGUACAAGAAGGGUGACGUGGUGUCCACUCCCACUGGGAUAAGGAAAAAGUUUAACGGGAAACAGUGGCGAAGGCUGUGCUCCAAGAACGGGUGCGGGAAGGAGAGUCAGAGGCGAGGGUACUGUUCACGACAUCUCUCGCAGGGAGGGGUCAACAGGUCAUCCAACACGCCGCUAACCCAGGGAUCCACACAUACUCCGCAGCAGAGAAGCAGCAGUAAGUCGUUAUCAUCGAACGGUACUGGUGUAGAGGGAGAUGAUACGUCCCGCGAGUCGGACACCACGCCGCCCAACUACCGCGUCACCGGCAGGUUCGACCAGGACGAGACAGAGGCCGCUAAUAUGCUUGUGUCACUCGGUAGUUCUCGUUCAGGCAGUCCGGGCGCGUCUCCAGUGAGCGGGUCGCCGGUGCUCCGCGGUAACGUGUUCGUGCCGAUAUCAUCGCCACAGCCUCCGCUCAAUAAUCCUCCGCACAAGAACUACCAUCACCACCUUAUCAGACCUGAGUCACUACGUCCAGCCAUAGUGAGUCCACCGGUGGGGGGCGUGGCCACUAGUGUCAUAAGAGUCUCCCCCGCCCCCACCCAUCACUAUCAGGUAGAUAAUCGCAACGGACAAAAUAUUCAAUCGAGCCAACCGAAUAUGAUGGGACUACAAACGACGCCAUACAACAUACAGAGCAACAUGCCAUCCAAUCUGAACGCGCCCACGACGAUGCAAUCGUCACUAAACUUCCCUACCAUUAUAAACAAUCUGAAUCAAAAAUUUCAAACGUACGCCAGUUCAGUGCGACCGACCAAAAUAGAGGAUUCGUUACACAACGUGGUUGUCCACCGCAUGCCCAGCAACGGCACGGACUCGGACUACAGGAACAAAGCCUACCGCAGGAACGGUAUACAGGAGCAGUUCAGGCGAGACGCGGAUAUGUCACCGCCUUUGAAUAACUAUGAAAAUUUUCUGAAUAGAAGAGUCUCGGAUUACGAUGAGGAGGACCACUCGGUCCCUCAGCCAGAUAGCGGCCACUUAGAACUGUCCGAGGCUCGCUUGAUAGACGACAAGAGGAUCGUCAAGCCGGCGCCGCUACCUGGCCGGUACAUCUCACUGGUCGACGACACCAAGGACACGCUGCGGAAACUGUACGUCAUACCGCAGAACACCAUCGACAAGAAGAUAGUACUCAUCAAGAACGAACCCACAGACAUACAGAUAGAACACAAGCCGCAGUCGCAGCAGCUGAACAGCAGCGACCAGGACAUGGAGCAUCGCAGCACGGACAACGGGGACACUGGUAAUAAGCUCAACAACAGCGCCGUUAUAGUACAUCCAAGUCAACUACUGCCGGUGUUGCCGCCGCCUUCCUCGGCUAUUAUAGUGUCAUCCAGCGGUGUGCCCAGCGUGUUCUCUUGGCAGUCACUGGUGCCUCUGCUAAGAGCGGCGUCUCCCCCGGCAGUGCCGCACUCGCCACGCACGCCACACACGCCGCACACGCCCCACACGCCGCACACGCCACACACGCCACAUACACCACACACGCCACACGUCAAGACAGAGGAUAUCAAGACUGAGAAUGAUGGUACAACAUCGAUGUGCACGGAUGAGGACGACGAGGUGUUUGAAUGCGAGGACUCCAGCAACACCGACAGCAGCAGACGGACGAACAGCGCGGCCUCCAUGAACACACAGGCCGCGGGGCAGGAGAAGAAGGAGCGUCGCAUCCGCCGCCCGAUGAACGCUUUCAUGAUAUUUUCCAAGCGCCACCGCCAGAUAGUCCACCAGCUGCACCCCAACCAGGACAACAGGACCGUCAGCAAGAUACUGGGAGAGUGGUGGUACUCGCUCAAGCCCGACGAGAAGAAGAAAUACAACGAACUGGCCAGCGAGGUGAAAGAGGCUCACUUCAAAGCGCAUCCGGAGUGGAAGUGGUGUAAUAAGGAUCGCCGUAAGUCAUCGAGCAGCAGAGAUCCUACGGGCUCUACGCCGCAGAGUCCUCGAACUCCAUCCGAGGGGCCAAAUCCCAUGAUGGCCAGUGCGGACAUGUCUGUGAACUCACAGACAUACACACACAUCGGCUCGCCGCAGCUCAGCGACGACGAGCCUAUGCAAAUUAGUCAAACAGUAGAAGAACCGUCGGCGCCGGCGCAGAACAUCGAGAUCGAUCUCAAAUGUGGCGAGAAAGUGACGGACUCGGACUCCGAGGGGAUCGACACGAGAGAGUAUCUCACGCAUCAUGACACGAGGCGGCCAAAACCUAUUAAAGCUAGGGCGGGAUCGUCUGAUAAUCUGUUGGGUAUAACAGCGUCCAGUCCGGGAGGCUUCAAGGUGUUCCAGCCGACGGGAGGAGCGUUUAAAUCAACGCAUGCUGAUAGCGGUGAUAACCAUAGACAAUGGACGGCGUUUACAUCGGUAAAUAAACCGAACAUCAAUCAGGAUCUGAAUUCGCCUCACCCUAACACUCAGAGCCUAACGAACAGCGUCCAGGGUAUAUCGAUAAGCGCUCCGAAUCUAUCGACACAGGCGGCCCUAGACAACGCGAUCGCAUCGAUAAUAAGUCCCACCACUAGUGGUGUGCAAGUUAUAUCCAGUGGGAUAUCGAUGCCGCAUACUAUCUCCCAGUCGCAGGCUCCAACGUCCACCACUACAGCCCUGACGAAUACUUUGUUGAAGAGUGUCACAUUGGUGAAACGAAACAUUGGAGACAAUACUGCGGUUCCAAUAACCCUGUCAGUUGAUACAUCCGGCAACAUAGUUAUAAAGGCGAGUCAAGCGAGCGACUCCCCCGCUACCAGCGACUCUCAGCCUCUACAUUACGUACAACUACAAAGACUAUAUGUGUCAUCGGUCAAUACUGCAGAAUCGGAACCAGCUAAGACACCCGUCCCGAACCCUCAAACCGGUCCAUCUGUUAUAGUGUCACAAAGUAACAACCACAUAUCACCCAGUAACGCAACAAUGGAACCGAUGGAAACCUGGGAUACUCCGAUGUAUGAGGCCCGGCCAUUCCCUCUGGCACCCACACCGGCGCAAUUGGGACGGGCGCCACUACAGAAGAGACUCAGUAGAGGUACGUCAACUGGUUCGACUGGUAGCAACGAGGCUACGAUCCCUCGGUCGGAGAGCGGGCCCACCACGCCGUUGGACGUCGGCGAGGUGGGCGUACACUCACCCAAGAAAGAAAACCUGCCCAGUCCAUCGCUGAAGAAAAGCCUCUUCAAGAAAGGCAACGAGGAUGGAAGGGACAAAGUUCUAGAGACGGUGAACUUCUCAGAGAAGUUCAAUACGUUGCCUCAGUUCAAACCGGAAGCGUGCAGUCCCAGUGCGAUGGCGGUACCGCGCUCACCGCAGCUCUACCUUAGAAAGAAACACCACAAAAUCAGUAUGGAGGAGGAUCAGACGGUGGUGACGCCGCAGAUUGAAAACGAAAUCAUGAAUGGUAACGGUAUGCCGACACCGCACUCAUACGGAACACCUCACUCUACCACCAAGCUAGUUGGUACCACCUUCUUCGGACCUGACUUCAAUCCUGAGAAUUUUAGAGUGCCAUGUUCGGAGGCUUCAGAGGAGAUGUCUCCCCGCACACCCUGUUCGGCUCGCGGCGAGGCUGGUCACCGGCGGGUGUUGGAGCAGAGGCGACAUCUGGUGAUGAAGCUGUUCCACGACCACGGCAUGUUCCCCUCCACACAGGCCACUACACACUUCCAGGCUGCUCAUGCCGACAUCUUCCCCAGCAAGGGCUCCCUGCAGCUGAAGAUCCGUGAAGUCCGUCAGAAACUGAUGGCUCAGUCCAACCUCACACCGCACUCCGAUCUCAACACUCCCACUAAUGUGAACUCUCCUAUAGUAUCGUCAUUGCUACCGACCUCUACAGCCAGUUAGCGUUUCGGAUACACUAUGACCAUCUCAGUGCGACAAUAGUUGAAACAAAACUAACUAACAAUACGCAGAGAAUAGUAAAGUUUGAUAUGUUGAAAGAAACUUAAAUGAGAAUAAUAAUAGUUAGGGUUAACAGCUGUGCGGUGGAAAUAUUGCAGGAUUUAAAGCAAGCUAAAUAACAUAGUGAGAAAUGUUUGGAUAAAUUUCUUAACCACAAAUCACCUACCUCGCACAUCCAGUGGAAACGAAGCCUUAAUUUUAUUGUCAAAUUAAUGAUAACAUAAGAUCCUUCUAUGAUGUUCAUAUCCAAGGUACAAACAGUCUAAUUCUAAAUAACAACGUCCAUAUAAGGUAAUAUUAAACAUAGAUCUCGUGUAUGGAGCGGACUGUAAUAUAUUGAGCGUCUCGAACGCUGAUCGGCUAUAGAAUAAUUGAUAAGAACAGAAAAUCAUAAAAAAAAAAAUAUAUAAAAAAUAUUGAUCGUCUGAGCGAAUGAUUGUCGUGAUUCGAUGUGGAUUGGUUCGAGUUGUAAGUUUAUAUUGAUUUUCGACCUUCGCCCGUUUUAAUAAUAUGUAAUUUCCUUCAAUGCCAACGAAUUGUGGUAUUUAAAAAACAAAAUCCUCUAUUCCUUUGCACAGUUUUAAAUCAUAUCGAGCGUUUGUCAAUUUUCCUCUUGAUCAAAAUAUGUCGUCUUAAUUAUAAUUCUUGAUAUAAAUAGCUGAGUUCAUGCGACGAUUAUUUUAAAAGGCAUUCUAAGUGAUGCCGGGGUUGUUAUGUCUGAAACGUAGUCUCAUAAUCAUUCAGUAUAGCUAGCACAUUACUCAUACGAGCACGAUCUCAAUACAUUUAAUUGUAUGUAAUUUUAUAGUCGAAUUAUAAGAUUCUUUUAAUUAUAUAUGUAUGGACUUCUUCGAGGUUUUGAAUUACUUGAAAUUAUAAUAUAAAUAUAAUUUUUUUUUUUUUGGUUUAAAUAAAUAGAAGUUUUCGACUCUAAUUAACUGCAUUUACGGUACAUAAUGGUAUAACAUUGUUGUUUGUUUUUAAUACGGGGAUUGCAAUACGAAAGAUUUAUCUCUAGAAAGGUCCUAACAAAAUUUAAGCAAUACAUCGUAUGGGUGGUAUAUUAAUAACUGGACUGUGGUGCGUACAUUUAUUAUUAUUUUUAUUAAUAAGUCAUUAAAUUGUAUCUUUUUUUUAAAAUAUAUAUAUAUAUAUCUAUAUUUAUGUUGUGAUGUCGGUCUUCCACGUGUUUUAAACAUUUUUUUUUUUGUCAUUUUUAUAUCAUCUACUUAUUUAAUAUAAUCUAUGUACACUGUACAGUGAUCUUAUUUAGGGCUUGUUAAUUUUGUAUGCCGUUCUCUUGAAUACUAUUUGUAUAACAUAAUAUUAAAUAUUAAUCAUCUGGUCUAUGACUAUGUGUGGAAACUGUUAUAUUUAUAAUUGUUCCCAAUUUUCAUAACACAGCUCAAAACACUUACGAUACUAGUUAAAUCAAUAUUUAUAAAAUAACAAUCUCAUUGUAAAUAUUAGUUAUACGAAUGUAUGUUCUCCUGGCUCUCAAAGUAAUUAGUUGUUUAGAGAAAGGCUAAUACGAAACUGAAAUGUUAUUUAUGAAAACGGAAAUUGUUCACGGCCAACGUGUUUUAUAUGACGAAAUUGUAUUUUUUAAAUGAUCUCUUUGGCGUGUUUGUUAGUUAAUUGCUUUCGGAGUCCGGAAGUUAAAAGAAUUUAUUAAAAAUGAUAAUAAUAUUAGGAUAUAUUUUCGCACCGUUAAAAUAUAUCUCCAUUAGUGUAGACGGUACAAUCAGAUUCCCGUUAAUCUGUGAUUAUGUGAGAAUACAGAAAUUUGUAGUCAAUUUUGAUCGAUUGUUGUUAUUGUACUGAAACAUAACGUACAGUUGUUACCACUUAGACAUAACGCACUUAGAUUUUCAACAUAUAUAUAACAAGAGAAUAUUCAACAUUAGAAUAUGAAAAAAAAUAUAUAAGAAUAACCUUGAAAAUAAUUUUAAAACGUCGAUAUGACGAUUGAUCGAGCGAAAUAUUUUUUUAUACAUCGAACGAACAUUUUAUAAUAUACGAUCUUUUUAAUAAUUGUUAUAAACUGGAAAUGUUAACGCACGAAUCACUUUGUCUAUGGGUAGCUAUUAAAGUUUUUCUUUCGAAUAGUAUAACCUCUUUUUUUGAAAAUAAACCACUAAUACAAUAAAUAUCAUUAUGAAAUGUAUCAUACAUAAAUCAUGCAAUUUAAUAUAAUUCCGCUAGUAUUCAUGUCCACUCGCUUGUUUUAGUUCACUUUAGUUAUUAUUUAAUUUUAAUAGUUAUUUAUCUCACGGGCCUACUAAAGUAAUAAUUUUUCUCAAUAAGAUUAAAUUGAUCAAUAAAUUAAUUAGCUAAAUUACGAAAUAGAUACAAAGUGACAACUUUCAUUAAAAACAUUUGAAAAACAUAUACAGCAGUAGUUUUCUCGCAAUAAUAUUAUUAAUAACGUAGCCUGUCAAAUGUCAAGUAACAAUUUAAAAUGUCCGUUUAUUUUAAGUUCGCUUUGUGUUUGAGUCUGAAUGUCUGUUAGAGCGUUUGUGGAAUAACAAAUAUGAAAAAAAAGAUGAAUGCUGCCUAUUAUUAGUGCCUUAUUGACUUUCAGACCUUAGAUGCGGUGUGUUCUAAAUUACAUUUGAUUAACGCUAGGCUUUGUCAGUCAAUAAACGUGUAAUAGACAGUUUUUUUUUAGACUGAAAUACUUUGUUACAAUGUUGUGUUUUAAGAAUAUUAGCAAUUAUAUCAAAAGGACAUUUUUUUAAUGAAAGCAUUUCAUAUUCGUUAUUUAUUUCUUUCUUUAUAAGGCAUUAGUCUAAUUGUUUAGCCAAAAUGCGUACAUGUAAAUAUAUUGUUUAGACAGGUUUAUUUAGAUUUAAGUGUUCCAUUUUAAUGUAUACAAGUUUGAAUUAGACGAAAUGACCUUCAAUUAAUAACACAGGCCGUAAACAUUUGUAAUAACAUAAGGGAUUUUUUUUUAAUCUUUAUGAAUCCAACUGAUGGACCAAUGGAUAGCAAUUUUUAGGGCAAACAAAUAAUUGUGAAAGGAAACAUUGUGUGCUGAUGUAAGAGAAACAAACCCAUAGGAAUGUGGAUAAGAUCAAGCAUAUUGGAUCAUUGUAAGAAAUUAUGUUAAAAUAUAAAACCACGAAAA
Danaus plexippus (monarch butterfly) is the source of this 8719-nucleotide messenger RNA. It is a transcript of the gene cic, whose product is annotated as protein capicua homolog. Gene Ontology annotation, biological process: regulation of transcription by RNA polymerase II. The coding region runs from base 442 to 5532 and encodes 1696 amino acids. Gene Ontology annotation, cellular component: nucleus. Gene Ontology annotation, molecular function: DNA-binding transcription factor activity, RNA polymerase II-specific; RNA polymerase II transcription regulatory region sequence-specific DNA binding. The record is from RefSeq and is a predicted model, not a curated record. Lineage: Eukaryota; Metazoa; Arthropoda; Insecta; Lepidoptera; Nymphalidae. The transcript is spliced from 30 exons.